UUGAGGGGCCCUACAUCAAGUUCUGCUGGAGGGCCCCGAAUAAAUUUGGGCCGCCCCUGGACGCUGCUUUUGAAACUGAAAUAAUGAUGAAUUAAAUUAGGAUAAACAGGGAAUCUAGGUUUAAUUUAGCUCCCUGGAGCUCAGUAGACCCGGCUGUCGGCGACCUGCAGUGAGCUCCGCGGGGAGGAGCUGUUUCUCACCGGGGGGCUGAGAGUAAACAGCUCGGAAAGUUAAGGUGGUGCUCAGAAUAAAUGAGGCUGUCCUCAUGUCGACAGAUGGGCCAGAGGCGAGGGACAAACUAAAGCUCUACCUGAAUACCUUCAUCUAAAGUCUUCCCCUGUUGUUUGAGGGAGUUUUUUUUACAGAUUAGGAGGCAGCGAGCAGCAGCUACGCCCCGAGGCUGAAAUUACGGACUCAUUAUGUCUGAUGGGGAGUAUGAUUACCUCAUCAAGUUCCUAGCACUGGGUGACUCUGGUGUGGGAAAGACGAGCUUUCUAUACCAAUACACCGAUGGCAAGUUCAACAACAAGUUCAUCACUACAGUUGGGAUAGACUUCAGAGAAAGAAGAGUGAUCUACAAUUCAACAGGUUCAGAUGGAACAACAGGGAGGGGACAGAAGAUCCACCUGCAGCUGUGGGACACUGCGGGACAAGAGAGGUUCCGAAGUUUGACAACAGCUUUUUUUCGAGAUGCAAUGGGUUUCCUCCUCCUGUUUGAUCUCACAAAUGAGCAAAGUUUCCUCAACAUCAGAAACUGGAUGAGUCAGUUACAGAUUCAUGCAUACUGUGAAAAUCCAGAUGUGGUUCUGUGUGGCAACAAAUGUGACCUGGGUGACCAGAGAGCUGUCAGCCAAGGCGAGGCCCGGGAACUGGCUGAGAAGUACGGAAUCAAAUACUUCGAGACUAGCGCUGCGAGCGGGCAGAACGUCAGCGAGGCCGUCAACGUCCUGCUGGAUCUGAUCAUGAAGAGGAUGGAAAGGUGCGUCGACAAGUCCUGGAUCCCAGACGGGACCGUCCGUGCUAACGGACCCACCAACCCGGACCUCUCUGAGGGCUCCGAUAGAGGCAAAUGUGCAUGUUAGAAGGAAUGUUUUCUGUUGCGCAUCUUUGUUUUAUUAUGUAUAAGGUGGAGAAGAAAAGAAAGAUAUCCUAGUAAAACAAAGUGGGAGUUCUAUUACAUUUUGUGUUGAAUAAAACGUCAUCAUCUUCAUCAACAUUAUCUUUGCUCUUUGCCCCACAAUCCAGCGUGUUACAUGUUCACAGUCACUGACAUGCUGAGCAGUUCAUCAGCGAACGUCAGCAUGCCUUUUUCUCAAUAUAUAAGUUGUAUUGUUGUGAGAGUGGGGUAUUUAUUUUCCUUAUGAUUCCUAAUGUAAAUCUCCAUUUUCCAUAUUAAGUUAAAGAUACGGAUCCUAGAUUCAAAUGUUAAAAGAACACUGAGCCUGUAUGCUACAUGUGCUAAUAUGUUGUCAGGACUCCUCAACUGCUGCAUAGAGAGAAAAUUGCAAUGAAUUUACUUUAGAUCACCAAUUAUGUGUCAUUGAUGCUUUACUCUGUGCCUUUUUAAAUACUGCAGACUCACUAGUGCCACCGCCAGAGAACAUGUAGCUCUUACUGUCUUCCAGCAUUUGCUUGGUGGACAAUUAACAUUUAUUUAGUCUGUACUAUAAUAUAGGUUUUGGCCAACAGUGAGAAAAAUGACUUUGCAAUAUUUCAAUAAGAUAAAUAAGUCAUUUAAAAGCCAAAAAAGCAUAGGAAACCAGAAUUCAGGGACUGUUUUUGCCAACAUUCACAAUUUUUUUCUUGGUAAACUCAUUUAUAGAUGGUUUGUUUAUUUUACUUAAUUCAGUUUGCAUACAAAUAAAACAUGAUGACCAUUAAAAAGCUCACAUUGUGAUAAAUUAUGUUUAAAAAAUGGUCAAAUUCUUAUCAAAUGAGCACUAAAAUAAUUGUAUCAACUGGGGAGAUCAGUGUUCUUGUCUAGAAAAUACUGGUUUUAUAUAUAUAUAUAUAUAUAUAUAUAUAUAUAUAUAUAUAUAUAUAUAUAUAUAUAUAUAGCAAACUGUGUAAACAAAUUGUCAUUCUGCCUUUAUUUUGAAAAUCUGCAGGGUUUACAAACUUAGAGUUGAUCACUUUAUGCUUUCAAAUUCAACAUUGUUAGUGCACAAAAUCCCUAAAUGUGUUUUUCAAACCUUAGUUGGAGAUAAAACUAAAGGUAGCCAAUGUAUUAGAUUAAUUUCCUUUCUCAUUUCACAACGUAUUACAAAAUUAUUUUUUUAAAACAGGACGGAUGUCUUUUAGAUUUAAAACAAACAGGACAGAUGACAACCAAGGAUAUAACAUUUUAAAAAGUAAAUGAAGGAUAUAAAUAAUUAAAAAUAAAAUAAAGGGUUUGGAUAUUAAAUAGACGUGACACUUUUUCUGCAUUGUAUUAUUCUAGAUACUCUUGGGAUAUUGAGUUUCUACCAAGUGCCAAAUCAGAUUUGUUUUUUCAAAUUCAAAUUUAUUUCGUCAAGGUAAUAAGUCGGUAUUUUCUGGGUUGCUGUAACUGGCUGUUUCUUGAAAACUGAUAAGCUGAGCUUGUUCUGUUGUUCUGCACAUUUUAUAAAAAAGCCAAACAUCACUGCAUGAGAUCUAUAGACCUGCUGUUUGUUGAGCUUCUGUUAUUCUAUAAAUCUCACAAAACACUGGAACGAUGUCUUUAAUAGUUUCCCUAUACACUUUACAUUUGUUACACUUUCAGAAUGUAGUAUAUCUAAUUGUAGAUGUUUUUAGGCUUUAAUGUAUUCUUCCUCUGAAUUUCUGCACACAGAUUUGAAUUUUAUUUUCUCCAUAAGUGGGAUUGAUCAUAUUAUGAUAUAUCAUGGUGUCACAUGUGCCAUCCUUUCAUAUUAAAAUGUGUAUAUUAAGUCUGAAAUAAACAUUUGUAUUUAUGUAUAA
Messenger RNA from Girardinichthys multiradiatus, 2940 nucleotides. RefSeq names its product RAB27A, member RAS oncogene family (gene rab27a). Gene Ontology annotation, biological process: melanosome transport; positive regulation of exocytosis. Gene Ontology annotation, molecular function: GTP binding; GTPase activity. The coding region runs from base 420 to 1082 and encodes 220 amino acids. The record is from RefSeq and is a predicted model, not a curated record. The transcript is spliced from 6 exons. NCBI's taxonomy places the organism in Eukaryota, Metazoa, Chordata, Actinopteri, Cyprinodontiformes, Goodeidae. Gene Ontology annotation, cellular component: secretory granule; melanosome.